This is a messenger RNA of Symbiodinium necroappetens, 930 nucleotides long. The record is from the annotation of a GenBank genome assembly. Lineage: Eukaryota; Dinophyceae; Suessiales; Symbiodiniaceae.
AUGUUUUGGGUCCGGCACGGCCUCUCCUGUGCCAACAUCCUCCAGUCGAAGUGCACGAAGGAACCUGCCCUUGCGCAGCGGCUUUUCACCGAGAAGCGGCCCGAGCUGGAGGCAGCAGUCCGACGCCACUUCGCUGUGCCCGGGGCACUCAACGGGGGCGCUGCCGAGGAGCUGCGGCUGGGUCACAACUUCAGCCAAGAGGCCUACAUUGAUGACGACUACCAGAUCCGCUCUGCCGGGCCAGACAGUUUCACAGGCUUCUAUGAGAUCCACAACGAGGCUGGCGAUCCGGCCAAGGCACCCAAGCUGUGCACCACACGAAUUCGUCGUUUCCGCUCUGACGGCGAACUGCACUCCUGGAUGGGCAAGAAGAGCAAGAAAUGCCAGAAAAGCUGCAAGGCUGAAGCUUGCUGUGGGGGCAUCAUCCCACUGCAUGGUCUCUACCAAGACCCCUUUCUUACGGACUGCGCGGCAUAUCAGUCUCAGGCGGCGGGGCUGCAGCUCCUUUCACAUCUAGCAGAGAUUGGGCAGCCAAAGCUGGAUCUGGUCGGUUCAAGCAAUCUCAUGCGGGCUAUGGAGACGGCGUAUAACAUGUUCUUCUUGGGCCCGAAAGGCAAGCCGCUGUUGCAAGCUUUGGUGCCAAAUGCCCUGGUACCUGUACCCUACAUGAUUGAGAAGCAUCAUGGAGAGCAUGGCUUCGUGCAGAUGGACAACCUUCCAUUUCCAUCGGCACAGCAACUGGACAUGUUGCAGUCCCGGCACGGCAAGAACUUCACCGAUCUGAUUGACGCCGCUUUUGAACACCGUGGCUAUCCACGCGAGGAGCAGCAGUGGGAGAAGUUUAAAGCAUUGCUCGCGAUGGAGUUAGCGCCCAAGCUCCGGCCGCAGCUGCUGCAGAGGCCGCCUCCAGAUCCGCGCGAUGCCUUGGAU